AACCGGAAGUUUGAUGUAACGGAUGCGGAAACGGAAGACCAGCUGAUAAGCUGGAGGAGAAACGUCGAGUUAUAAAUACUAAUACAACGGUGUUUUGUAGGCUAUAAAUGACCACUGCGUGGGUUUAAGCAGCCUCUUCGUAUACUUUAUGGACGGAAGUAACGACGGAUAUAAGUAACUUGCUUUGACGUUAGUUUCCUGUAACCCUUUUUGGUUUCCAUGUAAACAUACCUAACGUGACCGAUAGCAUACUGUUCUGUCGCGAGAGUCUAGCUGCUUCAGCACGCUGAACUGCUGCCUGGGAGAAACGGGCUGUGAUGUCUCACCUCCUUCAUGAGUCAUGAAUCCCGUCAUUAAAGAAAUUGAUCCGGUUCACAGGUUCCCUGUGAUCUGCGAGGGGAUUCAUGGUUGAUGCUGAUCCUAAAGGGAGGAGUUUACAAUGUCACACAAGUAUCUUAUUUGGAGCUAUUUUCUAAAAUCCUAUGGAGAAAUAUCAUUGCUUUUUUGUGGAGGGAAGCCAUGCACAGUUUAUUUCCGGGUUUGAGGACGCCUCACUGCAGCUCUCUCGUCUCCUCUUCACACACCACACUUCGCGGCACAGCAACACCACCAUUUCCUACGAGGCAGUACCUGCUGUGGGAGCCGAUGGAACCAACAUCAUGAAACUGAUUCCUGUACAAACGGUCAACAGACAGUUUUUCCAAUCUCCAACAAGCCAACCUGAAACAGAUCCUACACCACAGAGAGCUGAAGCCAUGAACAUUUCAUCAGAACCUGUCCAGAUGUUUAAAACAAAUGUGGAACCUACUAACUCAGUGAACAAGUAUUUAUCCCAGCAACAGAAUACAAGGUUAAGGACCAUAGCUCCAAGUGCAACACCUGCAGCUAACAUUGGGAUGUCCGGAAGAGUUCCGAGUCAUCUCCCAGUCACAGUGAAAUCUCUAGAACUCCCUAGAGGACAGUGCCCACAGACUCCCUCUAACACACAAGUCCAAACAGUCCCAGCACCUGAACUACCUAAGAAACAGAUUUUGACUUUGUCUGCCAACUCCUCUCCGAGUACAGGCUUGUUCAACGGGUUAACUUUAAGCUGUUUCAAUCAAGAGUUUGAUCAAAAGAUGGAUUCUGCAUUUAACACGCUCCAGUUUAUUUGCAAGGUGGCAGGUAAACAUUCAUUAAGACCUCGAUUAAAAGAUUCACCACAUUUAACAUUAAUUCCAAAGGGUUCACAAAAGCCCAACAGCCCCAUGAAGUGGGUAGUUGGUGAAGAGGAUGGCUCAAUAGUUCCAACUCCUGAUCCAAUUAAUUCUGUAACUUCAGAGGUCCUUCGAAUUGUUGCAGAGAGAGAAAAUGCUAAAAAGCUCUGUGACGGCAUUACCAAACCCAGUCAUACUCUUGAGCCUGUUCCUUCUCUUGUUGCAUCAGAGAUUAUUCGAGUUGCUGCAGAGAGAGAAAAUGCUGAAAAACUCUGCCAAGUCAUGACCAAACCGGGUCCAACUCUCGAGCCUGUGCCAUAUUUUGUUUCUUCAGAGAUUCUUCGAGUUGCUGCAGAAAAAGAAAAGGCAAGCAAGCAAUGUGAUGUCAUUUCAAAACCACUUUCUGGGUCGAGUCCAGGCACAAGCGUACACAGACAGAAUCACAACUUGGUCAUCAAAAACAGAGAGGAUGCACCACAGCAAAAGAAGGUAGAUAUAUUUAACAUUCCUCGUAUGGCAGUGCCUACAAGAAACAGUGGGGAAGUAGGGAGAAAUCCGAGUCAGAUUCCAGUCACAGUGACAUUUCCAGCACUGGGAACAACCGCGAGAAACGGUGAGAAGUUAGGGAAAACCCCCAGUCAGCACCCAAUCACAGUGAAAUCUACAGCACUACCCAGAGGACAUGGCCUUCGGAGUCCCCCUGAUACAGAAGUCGGACCAGUCCUAGUAUCUGUAGUACCACCGGCUAUCAAGAAACAUGUUCCUACUUCAUCAGCCAACUCCCGUCCAAGUUCAGGCUUACCCAAUGUUGUCAAUUUGUCCCCUACCACAAGUGUCAACCAAGGAGUUAAUUCACAAAGUGAUUCUACACUUGAAAUACGCAAGUUUAUUUGCAACAAUUCCCCAAAAAAAUCAUCUGGACCUCCAUCAAAAGUUUCAAAACCACACUUAAGAUUGAUUCAAAGGGUUUCAAAAAGGCCCAACAGCCCCAUGAAGUGGGUUGUUGAUGAUGAUGAUGAUGAUGAUGAUGGCGGCGGCCCAACAGCUCCAACUCUUGAUCCCAUUGAUUCUUCCGUUGCUUCAGAGAUUUUCCGAGUUGUUGCGGAGAGAGAAAACCUUGGAAAGCACUGCGACGUCAUCCCAAAACCAGAAUCUGGGUCAAGUCAGGGCAAAAAUGUUCAAGGACCGGAAACCGUAAUCGUUUGUGAUGGUAAAGUGUUUUUAGUGCCAAAACAUUGCAGCUUGCAAUUUGAAACUGGGAAAAGUAACUGGCCCUUGGCAGAAAGCAAAGCAUAUGAAUUCAACAAAACUAUCGGACCUUCUUGCCAACAAUCAGUGAAGGCAUCUGCUCUUCAGAAAAGGGGGGGCCUCCAAAUAAUCCCUCAAGAUGAGUCAUGCGAAGUGAUUGACCUGUGUGAUGAUGGCGCUCACAAGGACUCGUCUCAACCAUCAGUUCAUUUGCCAGGAGUCACUCAUCCAUUCACCUCCGACAGCAGCAGUGGAAUAUGCUGUCAAAUAGAAAAGGAUACCGACAAAAUUGAGUGCUCUGUGAGUCCUGCUACAAGUUGGACAUCUACGCUGGCAGCGGAAUCCUGUAAAAUGGCCGAUCCUCUGCUGAGACACAUGUUUGGAAUAACAGCCGAUGUGAAAAUUAGCCUGCCGAGAAUUGACAAAGACUCGUCUGCAAAACUUCUACUGAGUGAGUCCAUAAAGUCGGUGGAGGAUAAUCAGGAACAAGCGAGCGGGUUGCAACAGGAAGAUGUUUCUUUACAGGACCUUUACAGUCUACAAGACAGUAACAGCUGCAAUGGCACCGUCAAUGUCCCAACAGGGAAAGUACUGAAAACUGAACCAGAGGAUUCUGACAGUCCAACUCCUCUCUAUGCGUUUUACUAUUCAGGUAGCACUCUGGACAAGGGAACAUCAUGUCAUAUUAAAAGUGAGCCAGAAUGUGGAUAUGUGGAACCCAUAGAUGAAGAUUUCCUCAGCACAGAUGAAAGCAACAUCCCCAACUCACGGGACAUCGCUGGCCGGCCACAGACUCCGACUUGUGUGGAUCCGAACACAAACACGGGGAGAAUGGGAAGAAAAAGGAAGCGCACGAUGUGUCCUUGUUGCGUCCCUGCGGGGGGGCACGGUGCAAGGUCCCAAGAAGAGCCCAAGAAGUGGGCAUGGGAGACGGCGCAGACGAGUAGAAAAGGGGGAAGAACCAAAUUUGCUAAAAAAGUUGGGAAAACAUCUGGAAAGAUCAACUGUCAAAAAGUGAAGGAGUGUAAGGCUGCUGAGGGUCUAGUGAGUGACAGUGAGACCACUGUCACUGAAGUAGUCAAACUACACGAACAGAUCCAAAGACUCAAAGAGCUACUGCACGAGAAAGAGGACGCUUUAAAACUGAUGACAAGCAGCGUGGGCGGGGAUCCAACAAUUUGAACUCUAAUAUUCUAGGAAACGUUUUUUAUUAUUAGAAUAGAAUAUGUUGUUCUCCCAUUUAUGUUUGUUGGAGUUAGCAACUGUAAAAGCACAUCUAAUGUGAGAAAUUGAUAAAUGAAUAAGAAAUGCUUUAGUAAACACUGUCAGUAUGGACUUUAUAGUUGGUAACUAAAAAGCUAUUUGCUUACUCAUUAAGUAAAAAAAAAAAUGCUUAAAUGUAAUAUUUCCUAAAUGGACUAAUACAUUAUUAAUAUGUUAUAAGGGAACUUGUACAAAUAAAUGACCUUGUUGAAGUGACUCAUGUGAACACUUAAUCCAUGAAUGUUUGGAUGGAGUUACAGUUUGACUUGUGUUUUUAGCAGCAUUUGGGGUGAGGUUAUCCUGGUCAGCAGGAUUCAGGUGUUGCAGCAGCACGAGGACCAAAGUAAUCACUGAAAGAGAAGGGACAUUUAUUGGAAAUAUAUAAGAUUAAAGGAAAUAGAAACUAUAUAAGACUAAUUUAAUUUGGAGUAACAAGGCAAGCAUUGUAUCUAUCAAUCUACUGUUAACAUUUCAAGUGGUGGAAAAGUACUCCUUUAAUUGUGUAAAAGUAGAAAUACUAUGUUCUUGAAAUAUACUCAAUGUAUACUUUGUGUAAUAAAAGUACUCAGAAUGGC
Molecule: messenger RNA, 4282 nt
Organism: Gymnodraco acuticeps
Lineage: Eukaryota; Metazoa; Chordata; Actinopteri; Perciformes; Bathydraconidae
Exons: 5
Coding region: 483-3626 (1047 amino acids)
Biological process (GO): regulation of DNA-templated transcription
Molecular function (GO): nuclear retinoic acid receptor binding
Source: RefSeq, a predicted model, not a curated record